Molecule: messenger RNA, 887 nt
Organism: Tarenaya hassleriana
Lineage: Eukaryota; Viridiplantae; Streptophyta; Magnoliopsida; Brassicales; Cleomaceae
Product: nucleolin
Exons: 7
Coding region: 152-628 (158 amino acids)
Cellular component (GO): cytoplasm
Molecular function (GO): protein phosphatase inhibitor activity
Source: RefSeq, a predicted model, not a curated record
AGAAUCCUUAUAAUGCAAUUGAGACACACCAACACGGAUCGCGUUUGACCUGUUCUUCGUCGGGUUCCGGAGUUCGUCGUCCAGUUUCUGUGGAGCUCAUCGGGUAAAGAUCUUGGAUUCGCCUAAAGAACCGAUAAUUUCUUGUCCGAAGAUGGAGGAUGUCAAGGAGAAGGAGCUUUCUGAUGACAACAACAAGAACAUUGAAGAUGAGAAAGAUUCAGACAAGAUGAAAGAUCAUGAGAUUUCUCCCUCUAAGCUCGCGGAAGACGCAAUCAAGAAAAAGUACGGAGGAUUGUUGCCAAAAAAGCACCCGUUGAUAGCUAAGGAUCAUGAACGGGCGUUUUUUGACUCGGCGGAUUGGGCACUGGGAAAGCAAAAAGGGCAAAAGCCGAAAGGAUCUCUUGAAGCCCUUCGCCCGAAACUGCAGGUAAGACCAACACCACACCAGCAACUGAGAACUAGACGCUUGGCUUAUGCUUCGGAUGAUAACAAUGAAGAAUCCGAGGACGAAAAGAUCGAUGAUCAAAGCUGUUCAUCGUCAGCUGUUGUUAACAGCAGCUUGAAGGAAAAUGGCGAAGAAGGUAACAUGGAAAGCAACUCCAAGACUGAACAUAGCGAGAUUUCUUGAUGAACAACAGCACUAAGUGGCAUUUUACCCUCACAGAGAGUCUGAAUAACAGACAAAAACCCGUUCCCAAAAUCCGUUAAAGGGUUGCUGUAUUAAUGAUUUAUUAUGGCCCUUGUGAUAUCAUUACAAUCUUUAUGCACUUAUUUUCAGCUUUUCCAUUCAGACAUCUUUAGUCAAGAUAUCUGUUUUGUGUAGACAGUGAUGUGUGCAUGUAAAACUAAAUAUUCAUCGGUGAUUACGAGGAACAUUUUGUCGUCUU